Messenger RNA from Colletotrichum acutatum, 540 nucleotides. RefSeq lists its product as uncharacterized. Lineage: Eukaryota; Fungi; Ascomycota; Sordariomycetes; Glomerellales; Glomerellaceae. The transcript has 3 exons. The record is from RefSeq and is a predicted model, not a curated record. The coding region runs from base 1 to 540 and encodes 179 amino acids.
AUGGCUUCUGUCGAAUUAUUCCGAAGCCAGAUUCCAGCGCAUUUUCCGCAACCGGAAUUCCCUCGUUCCAUCCCCGGCCAGGACGGAUCGGACGCGGAGAUAUUACGGGGCCGUAUUUCGCAUACAAACUGGAGCCUUCGGAUCUUGCCCCCUCUUUUCGCGGGACCCGAGAAUCCGAGUAUCGGGGUUAACGAUAUCGGACCGCCGCAACUUCCACUUGCCAGUCAGCCGAAGCGGUCAAAAGGCCUUUCGGCUAUGCAAAGCAAAGCCAAGGCCGACGAGCCCAGCCAGGACUUGCGGAGCGCCGCAUUUCCAUCGACUUCUCAUACUGGCGACAAAGGUGCCGCAGGUGUUCACGUCACUUCUCACUGGCAUGCAGGAUGGGACGCAAGAGCUCUCAACGUUGAGGUUGUCCCUGCAGACAGGUGGGUUCAUGUCGUCCUCGAUGCUUGGCUCCCGAGGUGCCAUUUGAUUGUUCACCCGGCCAAGCUGGACGAAGACGGCAUCGUCGACGAUGAGAGCCGCGGCAGCUUGCCUUGA